AUGGCAACAUCAUCAGCCUCCAUCGCCUACAUAGGCAUAAUAGGUCGCAACAACAACCCCCUCCACACCACCAUCCUCUCCCCGAUCCGCACCCCGCUCCAAUUCUCCCUCCUGCUCUCCAGCACCAUCGACAUAUUCGAAAUGCGCGCCCGCUCCUCCGCCGCGCCCCCGUCCUCCUCUUCCGCCGCCGUCACCCCCAACCUCACCGGCGAGCUUGGCCUGCUCCACGCCGUCGACGACCGGCUCGCUGCCUACGGCUUUGAAACCAACACAGGCGUGCGCUUCGUCGUCGUCGUCGACGUGAGGGCCGGCGAGGACGGUACGAGAUCUGGCGUUGGCCUGCGGGAUGCUGACGUACGGCCUGUUUUCAAGGCGUUGCAAGCUGCCUACAUUGCCCUGCUACAAAACCCCUUUUAUGACCCCGACGAGCACACCCCACCUCACGGGCAGGGCGGUAAGAAGAUCACGAGCCGCAAUUUCUCGGCCGAGGUGCGGAGGAUAGGAGAGAAGUGGCACCCUGGGGUGACUGUUAUAUAG
Parascedosporium putredinis is the source of this 537-nucleotide messenger RNA. NCBI's taxonomy places the organism in Eukaryota, Fungi, Ascomycota, Sordariomycetes, Microascales, Microascaceae. The record is from the annotation of a GenBank genome assembly.